Messenger RNA from Morone saxatilis (striped sea-bass), 1618 nucleotides. RefSeq names its product solute carrier family 25 member 46 (gene slc25a46). Gene Ontology annotation, cellular component: mitochondrial outer membrane. The record is from RefSeq and is a predicted model, not a curated record. The transcript is spliced from 2 exons. Gene Ontology annotation, biological process: axon development; mitochondrial membrane fission; mitochondrial fission. The annotation marks the transcript as partial. Lineage: Eukaryota; Metazoa; Chordata; Actinopteri; Moronidae.
UCUCUCUGUGUGUCUGUGUCUCUCGCCCACAGGUUAACAGCGGUGGUUGCUCUUCCGUUUUACUGCGCCAGCCUCAUUGAGACCGUCCAGAGUGAGAUCGUCCGUGACGACGCGUCCUCCGGCCUGCUGGAUUGCGUCCGUGAAGGUCUGACGCGGUUGUUGGGCGUCGGUGCUCCUCACAGUCGCCGUCUGCUUCCUCUCAGCUCUAUGCUUCUUCCUGCGGCGCUGCACGCCGUCCUGCGAUACGCCAUCGCUGCGUCCGUUCAGCGGGCUGCGCUGUGGCUGCACCAGCGGGGCAGGAAGCAGCGGGUGGACCCUAGCAACCCACUGGAUGCCUACUUCCCUGAGCUGGCGGCGGCGUGGGCGGGGUCUCUGGUGGCCGACAUCGUUCUGUUUCCUCUGGAGACGGCGCUGCACCGCCUCGGCCUGCAGGGCACGCGCACCAUCAUCGAUGCCACCGACGGCGUGGUCGCCGUGGGGAACGGUGGAAGCCCGCUAGUCCUGCCCGUCAACACACAAUACGACGGCUUCUCCGACUGCCUCCACGCCAUCCGCCGUAAGGAGGGCGUGGGCGGGUUCUACCGCGGCUUUGGAGCGCUGGCGACGCAGUACGCGCUGCACGGAGCGCUGCUGGCUGCGGCCCGGACUGUACUGAGGCUGCUGCUGCUGGACGGGAAGAGCAGCUAGAGCCGCAGCAUCACGUCCUGUACGUCGUCCACUGAUGCGUCUCUGCGGAGUGCCGCCGAUUAUUUCUGCCGCCAUGACAACCAGAGAAGAGAGAAAUAGGGUGGAUAUUUGUUUUGUCAUGGCGGCUGAAUGUGACGGCUGGUUGGUGGUCAGAAAAACACCAAGAUAAUAAAACCAGAGAACGAUGCGAGUACGAAACCUCCGAAUAUCUAUAAAAACGACGUCAGGCAGAAAGUGGCACUAUCAGGAACACCAUAGCAACCACCAUAGCAACCACCAUAGCAACCACGUUUAACUGACCUAGCCUCCCCAAACUACAUAGCAACCAACAGGAAGCCUGACAACCACCGUAGAAAGUUUAGCCUAGCUUAGCACAAAGACUGGAAGCAGGGGGAAACUGUUAGCCUAGACCCAUCGCCUCAGGUCUCUGAGCGUCACUUCCUGAUGUCACUUCCUGCCUUGAAAUAAAAUGUUGUGGUGAUCGUGUGUCACCAUGGAAACGCAGAGUCACUUCCUGUUCCAGCAUGACAGCAUGAGCUCAUGAUCCUGUUUAAAAUAAUAUUGUUUAAAUACUGAAAGCUGAUUGGUCACCUACAGAGAAAACAAAAACACUUUUUAUUUGUAUAAAGAUGUAAAAAUGAAAGAAGUUCUAUGUAUUCAAAUAAAUGUAGAUUUAGAUUAAGUUAUAUGUGAUUGAUAAAUAUUUAAAUCAUUAUUCAAAUAAAGAAAAAUAAUAAAUAAAUUGAUCAGCUGAAUCUGGUGUCAAUUUUUCAAAAUAAAUGCCAAAAGGUUUGAAAUAUUCAGCUGUUUUUCCUUUUUAAAAUCACUGGUUCGUAUUUGUUGUAAAUGUCACAUGUUGAAACUCGUGUUGUCGAAAAAUAAAACUGCUGUAAAUUUGUUUUCAUGUGAAAUAAAAUCAGCUGUGUGGAGA